This is a messenger RNA of Vicia faba (fava bean), 2565 nucleotides long. The record is from the annotation of a GenBank genome assembly. Lineage: Eukaryota; Viridiplantae; Streptophyta; Magnoliopsida; Fabales; Fabaceae.
AUGGCACAGAAUGGCGAGCCUCCACAACUUACAUGGAAGCGCAAAUUAAACAAUCUACCGAAUCUUCCAUCUGAAUUCGUGUUAUCUAUCAAAGACAUCAUUCAUCUUGCUCCAAUUGGUUAUCGACUAUGGCGUUACACCCGUGAAGAAAAAGCCAAAGGAAGGAUUGGAAUGAUCGAUCCUUUUGCUAAGCGUCAUAUAACUUCUUCCCACGCUGUUCCUUUAGGCGGUGUUGGUGCUGGAAGUAUUGGAAGAAGUUUUAAAGGCCACUUUCAGCGUUGGCAGCUAUUCCCUUUAGCAUCUCAAGACAAUCCAGUUUUUGCUAAUCAGUUUUCUCUUUUCGUUUCACGUCCAAAUGCUGAAAAAUAUUCAACCGUGCUAUGCUCUGGGAAUCCAGAUGUAUUCAAAGAUAAUCCAGCAUCCGGGAUUAAAUCAUGGGAUUGGAAUAUGAAUGGAACAAAUUCCACAUAUCACGCAUUAUACCCAAGAGCUUGGACAGUAUAUGAGGAACCUGAUCCAGCAUUGAAAAUAGUUUGUCGCCAGAUUUCACCUGUUAUACCCCAUAACUACAAGGAGAGUAGCUAUCCUGUAUCCGUUUUUACUUUUACGCUCAAUAAUUUGGGCAAAACAACAGCAGAUGUCACCUUGCUUUUCACAUGGGCUAAUUCUGUUGGAGGACAGUCUGAAUUUACUGGUCAUCACUUCAACUCAAAGAUAAAGAGGCCUGAUGGCGUGCAUGGUGUGCUUCUACAUCACAAGACUGCAAAUGAGCAAUCUCCGCUCACAUUUGCAAUUGCAGCAGAAGAGACUGAAUAUGUUCAUAUCUCAGAAUGCCCUGUCUUUGUUAUAUCCGGUUCUCACGAAGGCAUCUCCGCGAAGGACAUGUGGCAUGAAGUUAAACAGCAUGGGUCAUUUGACCAUCUGAAUUUUACUGGAACGUCGGUGCCUUCAGAACCAGGAUCAUCCAUUGGAGCAGCUAUUGCAGCAACUGUGACUAUUCCACCUGAUGCUCAACGCAAUGUGACAUUUUCAUUGGCAUGGGACAGCCCUGAAGUGAAGUUCCCUGGAGGACGGGUUUAUAACAGGCGUUACACCAAAUUUUAUGGUACUAAAGGAGAUGCUGCUGCAGAUAUUGCACAUGAUGCUAUUAUUGAACAUCGUCAGUGGGAGUCCCAGAUUGAAGAUUGGCAAAGACCAAUCCUUGAGGACAAGAGAUUUCCUGAAUGGUACCCAACUACCCUUUUCAAUGAACUUUACUUCCUAAAUUCUGGGGGAUCAAUUUGGACAGAUGGUUCACCUCCUGUGCAUAGUUUAGUUACCAUAGUAGUUAAGCAAAUACAAACUCCACCUGCAUCAAAGUCUGCAUAUGGAGUAAGUCUUCUCCAAGAAGGGGAAGAAAACAUUGCAGUGCUGAUGCAUGAUCCUGGAAAGAUGCAACUUUUACAUGAUGGGCAAAUGGUAUCAAGAAAGGUUCUUGGUGCUGUUCCUCAUGAUAUUGGAAUCUCUGACCCGUGGUUUGAAGUAAAUGGAUAUAAUCUUUAUAACACAGAUAGGUGGAAAGACUUGAAUCCAAAGUUUGUUCUUCAGGUUUACAGGGAUGUGGUUGCCACUGGUGACAAGAAGUUUGCACAAGCUGUCUGGCCAUCUGUUUAUAUUGCAAUUGCAUAUAUGGACCAAUUUGACAAGGAUGGUGACGGAAUGAUUGAGAAUGAAGGUUUCCCUGAUCAAACUUAUGACACAUGGUCUGUAACUGGUGUAAGUGCUUAUAGUGGUGGAUUGUGGGUAGCGGCACUUCAGGCAACAUCAGCCUUGGCGCGUGAGAUUGGAGAUAAGGGUUCUGAAGUUUAUUUUUGGCACAAAUUUCAAAAAGCAAAGGCUGUAUAUGAAAAAUUAUGGAAUGGUUCUUACUUCAAUUAUGAUAGCAGUCGUAGAAGUUGCAAUGGUGGAAGUCCAAGUUCAUCCAUACAAGCUGAUCAACUAGCUGGCCAGUGGUAUGCUAGAGCAUGCGGUCUUUCACCAAUUGUUGAUGAACAGAAGAUUAAAAGUGCACUUCAGGUUGUUUUCGACAACAACGUUAUGAAAGUGAAGGGCGGAAAGCGCGGUGCUGUAAAUGGAAUGUUACCUGAUGGAAAAGUUGACAUGUCAUCAAUGCAAUCACGAGAAAUAUGGUCAGGAGUCACAUAUGCCGUAGCUGCAACAAUGAUUCAGGAAAACAUGAUUGAUAUGGCAUUUCAAACUGCUGAGGGGAUAUAUGAAGCUGCAUGGUCCACCAAUGGUUUCGGUUAUUCUUUCCAAACUCCUGAAGCUUGGAACACUAAAGGUGAAUAUAGAUCUUUAUGUUACAUGCGGCCAUUAGCCAUAUGGGCAAUGCAGUGGGCGUUAUCAAAAGAAAAAGUCACUCAAGAUGAUGAAAGUGAUAAAUCUUAUAUAAACGAGGAAGAAAUUGUGUCCAAGUGCCAUGCUGGUUUUUCGAAAGUAGCUCAGCUUCUGAAGUGGAAGGAGGAGAGUGGAUCCAGAAGUCUAUUUCAGGUUAUAUAUGACUUAACUUGCAAGAGGUAUGUAUAA